AUGGGGAGAGGCCUCGAGACUCCCCUUUGGAAGCGCCAUUGCGUGAUCGCAUACGCGUUCGAUCUGGCCAUGCCUCAGACGGAGAUCUCACAGAGAUUGAACCUCACGAGGCCGACUGUAAACACGCUUAUCCAAGCCGCAAGAGCGCGCAGUCCAACUUCAGACCUGGCGGAUCUGCAAGCGGCGGUCAGCGUACAACCGCGCAGCGGCAGACCAAGAAGAGCUGCACCCGGUGAUGAGGUAUCCCUUACCGUCCGAAGAGGUGUCCGGGAACACCCAUUUCAUGCGAUGAACGACGCAGCCAACCGUCAUCUUAGGGAACGCCAAGUACUCGGCGAGAUCGAUCACAACAUCCGACCACUAGGGGCGCAGCAGGUGUAUAAUGUCUUGCAAGACCCUGAACAGUGCGCAGCGGACGUAGACGACCAAAGAGCGUAUACACGACAUCGUGUGUACAGACGUAACGAGCUUAGCGCUGCCAAUAUCUCAAACCGUCAAGCAUAUCUUUUCGAGGUUGAGCAGCUAGACCAAGCCGAGGCGAUCAUCAUAUGCUGCGAUGAGAAGGCCUACCACUUUGGUGGCACGUCUAAUCAGCACAUAUCAUUGCCGAUUAAUACGAGCUCGUAUCAAAGCUGUGCCCCGACCCGUUUCAAACUUGAGCAAUGGGCUGCUGCUUGCGGCGACGACUGUAGCGUGACGAGACCCUGGACUGUUUGGGAACUUGAAGACCAGACAUCUGAGGAGCUGCAAAAGCAAUUGAACGAAUGUAAUGUACAGGCAAGGAAGAUUACUGAAGAGCAACGUGCCAAUGCCAGCAUACAUGGCACGUCUGAACACCAGUACCUCGUCUGGAUGAACACGCAGGUCAAGAUUAAACGUCUUUGGAUGCGGGCCAAUGCUAACGACAGUGGGGGCCCUAAGGAUUGGACGCCAGAACGCCUCUUUCCCUACCAACAUCACGACCCGAAAGACGGCGCCAAAAAGCUCAACUUUGUGUGGUACGCUUUCGAAGUGUAUCGGAAGCUGCUUUUUCCCUACUACCGCGAGAUCUGUCGGCGCAACCCGGGUAGGAGAGUGGUCAUCCAGGAGGAUAAUCAUGGACCACAUCUAAAGGCUCGCAAACUAUUACAGCCCGAAAUACAACAACAAGGUAUUGUGUUUGUGAACCAUCCUGGUAACUCACCAGAUCUUGCACCGAUUGAGGGCCUUCAAGGUGAGCAUGAGAGGAAACUAGCAAGCUUUGUGUAUGAAGUGAGGGAUGCACAGGCCGCUACUGUGCGGAGGGCAAAAAAUCUCCUCAGAUGCACUUGGCAAAGUAAAGACUUUGACGAGACUGUGAAGGGCAAGGUUUGCAGAGCCGCUUACAAAGAGCUGGCGAAGAGGUGCAAGAUGGUGGGAGGAAGCAAUCACUUUAAGGAUGAUGUCUAUAUCCAUCCAGACUGA
Metarhizium album ARSEF 1941 is the source of this 1443-nucleotide messenger RNA. RefSeq lists its product as uncharacterized. Bases 1 to 1443 code for a protein of 480 amino acids. The transcript has a single exon. The record is from RefSeq and is a predicted model, not a curated record. Gene Ontology annotation, molecular function: nucleic acid binding. Lineage: Eukaryota; Fungi; Ascomycota; Sordariomycetes; Hypocreales; Clavicipitaceae.